Messenger RNA from Rasamsonia emersonii CBS 393.64, 462 nucleotides. RefSeq lists its product as uncharacterized. The record is from RefSeq and is a predicted model, not a curated record. The annotation marks the transcript as partial. Lineage: Eukaryota; Fungi; Ascomycota; Eurotiomycetes; Eurotiales; Trichocomaceae. The transcript has a single exon.
GUGAGAUCUUUUUUAAAUCAUCUGGUCAACCGCCAUUUAUCUCCGGUUCUGACGCUGCAUUCCCAGGAUCUGGACCAUCCGGACGAAGAUGUUGAUGAAGUCGAGUUCCAGGCUGAUGCUCUCAUUCACCGGGUCCUUCUUGAUAAUGCCCCUCUGGGCGAGACGGGCGUGGUGCAGGAUCCGCUGCACAUCAUACAGGGUGAAGCCGCCGAACACGGCGAGACCGCCGUACAGCCAGAUCCGCUCAGACCACAUCAGGGUGCGCGCAGCGGUCGCAGGAAGGACCAGAGGAGCGAGGCCGGAGAGGGCGACGAGAGUGACACCGGCCAGCAGAGGACCGCCCAAGUACAGGUACUUCUCCUGCUUGGCCGUGGCACCGACAAACGCGAUCGAGCCCAUCAUUCCCACCGUGUAGAGACCAGCACGAGCAAGGAGAGCGGGAGACAGGAACAUCAGAGGUGA